CCAAGAGCUCAGCCAGGUCAGGCUUUGCAUCCCCACCAGGAGCUCAGCCAGGUCAGGCUUUGCAUGCCCACCAAGGGCUCAGUCACUGCCCGGACUGGGGUGCUGAUCCCGCCCCGUAGCCGGUGCUGGGGCUGCAGCCACUGAGCCCGCGUGUGACACGACAGUUUCACUUCCCCACAGAGGGUGGGGAGGACGAGGACGGGGACGGGGACGAGGACGAGGUGAGCGCUGGGGCAGGGACAGGGUUCCUGCCGAUCUCAGGGUGCUGGUGCCACCAGCCCCACUGCCAUGGACUGGGGUGGGGACAGCGCCGAGCAGCUCACAGCCAUCCUGGAGCCGGGAGGCAGCGAGGAGGAGGAGGAUGAAGAUGAAGACGAAGAAGAGGUGGCCGUGGUGCAGGAGCCCCUGUCCCUCGGCCGGGAGGUGGGUGACGUGGAGCAGUGGCUGCUGGAGCUGGAGCAAGCAUCCCAGGUGCUGCUGGGCGAGCUCUCGGCUCUGGAGACGGAGUUUGAGAUGGAGAGGACGUGCCGGCAGCGUGCCGAAGCCUACGCCGCACAGGUGAAGCAGGAGAACCAGGAGCUGAAGCGGCUCAGCCUGGCCCCGCUGGCCCCCCCGGCCCUGCCCCAGGAGCAGCCCCCCCAGGAGCAGCCCCCCGAGGGGGACCCCGACCCGCACUACGGGCAGCAGCUCCAGGACCUGCAGAAGCAGCUCUCCGGGCUGCUGGAGCAGCGCAACGGCCUCACCAGCCAGGUCCAGGAGCUCCGGAAGCAGAACCAGGACCUGCAGGACCAGCUGGAGCAGGAGCGGGGGCAGCGGCAGCAGCUGCAGGAAGCCCUGGCCACCAGCCAGCGGGCACCGGGCUCCUCCAGGAGGCCCCUCCCCGAGCCCCCGCUGUCCCCAGCAGUGUCCCAGGUUGUCACCCAGGAUUCCUGGGACACGACGCAGCAGCCAGAGCUGGAGCGGGACCUGCGCCUGCACGCCGAAGCCUUCACCCACGAGGUUUCCCGCAAGUGGCCAGUCCACGGGGCUGAGGAGCCGCGGGUCCCUGGCAGGGCCAGCGCUGUCCCUGGGCCGUCCCCAGCCCCUGUCCCCCUCCCGCAGCGCCAGGAGCUGGAUGUGGCCCGCGCGGCGCUGGCGGCGGCCCAGGAGGAGAAGCUGGAGCUGAGGAAGAGGCUGGAGGAGGCCGAAGGGCGGCUGGGGGAGCUGCGGGAGGAAGUGAUGCUGCUGUGGAAGAAGGUGGCCAAGGACUUGUCACCGCAGAGCCAGAGCCACGAGGUGGCUGUGCCGGUGCCACCGCCGCCACCGCCACUGCCACCACCCGCUGUCCCCGUGGACCCGCUCUCGGCGCUCAGGCAGAGGAGGGGGCUGGCGAACCCCCAGCGCAGCAGGGCCGGAGGUGACGAUGCCAAAGCCCGGGCGGUGCAGGAGAUGAUGCAGCGGAUCAGGGCCGGCGUGGUCCUGAGACCCGCCAAGGAGCGGGUGUCCCCGCGCCAGGAGGCGCGGCGCAGCGCGGUGCUGGAGCUGCAGAGCAUCCUGGGGGCCAUGAGGACGGGCAGGGGACGCGGCGGGCGGCAGAGCGGCACGCGGCGCGGGGAGCAGCGGCUGGAGAACGGCCUGCGGCGCCGGGCGGCCCAUGGGGAGCCCCCCCCGAGCCCCCCGGGAUCCCAGCAGGGGCCUCAUCCUGGGGACAAGGACAUCAGCACGGUCCCAUCGCCGGGGAGUGGGGACAGGGACACCCCCUUCAGAGCCCGGGUGACCGGCGGCCUCCCCAGGACGCGACCCCUCGCCCGCCGGGCUGGGGACAGGGGGGAGCCGGGGUAGGGACAAGGAGGGGACAUGGGGACAGUCUCUGCCAGCUCUGCCCCUGGAUCUCCAGCACUUCGCACCCUCUUGUGCUUUCAUUAAAGCAGGUGGCACCAGG
Messenger RNA from Columba livia (rock pigeon), 1921 nucleotides. Its product is annotated as shootin-1. Gene Ontology annotation, biological process: neuron projection morphogenesis; positive regulation of neuron migration. The transcript has 15 exons. Gene Ontology annotation, cellular component: axonal growth cone; cytoplasm; cell leading edge. NCBI's taxonomy places the organism in Eukaryota, Metazoa, Chordata, Aves, Columbiformes, Columbidae. The record is from RefSeq and is a predicted model, not a curated record. The coding region runs from base 289 to 1821 and encodes 510 amino acids.